Molecule: messenger RNA, 945 nt
Organism: Moneuplotes crassus
Lineage: Eukaryota; Ciliophora; Spirotrichea; Euplotida; Euplotidae
Source: the annotation of a GenBank genome assembly
AAGAAAUUAUCAAUACAAUGGAAAAUCAAUACUUUUUCAAAGCCGAAGAAAGCCCAGAAAUCUUCACUUUCCAGGAAGACAGUGUCUUUCUGGGUAGAAAAGACUCGAUUAACAUCGAUUUUUCGAGCCAGUUUAAGAUUCAGCCAGAGGAGCCAAACUUCCACAGCUUCCCUCAGGUUCCUAUUCAGUCUCUAGAAGUGCCCCAGGAGGUGAAAGAUCAAGCUUGGAUGACUCAGAAGGCUCCAGCCGAAAUGGCUACUCCUAUUGACAUUUACGAAGAGACUAAGGAACAGAGUGUAGUUCCAGACAAAAAUGACAUUUCUUCUCAGGAAUCACCAGCAAAGAAAUCUAAGAAAGGAAAAACUACAGAUUUUGCCUAUCUCCUCGAAAGAAAAUCUUUCAGGAUGAUGAGGAAGUACUACAAGGAGAAAUUUGAGUUCGACAUUGAGGAUCCUGACUAUAAGAAGAAGUUACCAAAGAUGUCAGCUGAAGAAAUCAACACUUUGGUAUCAGGAUUCAUGCAAAAGGAAUUAGGGCAAAUCCUUCUCUGCCUUCUUACCGAGAGUGAUUAUAACAGGAUCAGAGAUGCACUUAAGACCAUAAUCUUCUGUGAUAGACAUAAGAAGAAGGAAGAUAUUUCUGAAGGACUUGAUUUUGUUCCUCUCAGAAACGUAUUGCACAAGUAUAAUACAAGAAAUUUAAUCGAGUUCCUUUCUGAUGCAUCCAAUUCCUUCCUCUAUACACAUUUCUUCCUCAAGGACGGGAAGAAGUCUGCUAAUGAGCAGUCAGAUAACGAUGCUGGAAAGUUACUUUCGAGAAUGAGACAUCUGAUGAAAGAAUCUUUAAAUUAUCUGCCAUCAGAAAUCAAUGAGAUUUUUGAGAGUAUCUAUGCCUCAAUUUUCGAAUAAUCAUAUUUAAUUGACCUAAUGAUAUAAUAAUUUUAAC